ACCAAACGAACUAAGUGCAGGAGCGCGCUCACUCGGAGAACCCCCCGCUAAAUUCUUGAAACCCUAAACCCAAGCGCACCGAUCUCCCCUCAUCGCGCUGCCAUCGAGACGAUCCAAGCUCAAUUUCGAAGGAGAAGGGAGCCGUGAGUUUCUAUUAAAAAAAUGCAGUCCGUACAUUGUAGCUGGGCUGGGAGAACAUUUGGUAUAGCUAGAUGCAGUAGCAGUGAUUCUGGCGACAAGAAGCCACGGAGUAGACGAACAAAAGAGGAGAGGAAAACGAUGGUUGAGUCCUUUGUAAAGAAGUACCAAAGUUUGAACAAUGGAAAAUUCCCAUCACUUAAUCUAACACACAAGGAAGUUGGUGGAUCCUUUUAUAUUGUACGGGAAAUUGUGAGAGAGAUCAUUCAGGAGAACAGAGUUCUAUGUCCCGGAAACUCAACUUCCAAAGCACUAAAUCUUGAAUAUGGCCCCGAAGAAAUGACAGGAGACUCUUUUGCCAUGGACACAUCCGCACCAUUGUCUAUAUCAACUAUCAAUCUUGCAGUCAACCAAGAACAAGGAGAGAGUUUUUCUUUGUCUAAUGAUGAGAAAAGGACGAGUUCAGAAAUUAUCGAAAUAGAGAAGUCUGUCAACCAAGAAUAUAUGGAAACUGAUCCAAAUAUUACUUUUGUAUCACAAGUUCUGGAUGGUGAACAAGACCAUGUGAUUUCUACUGGUUAUCCAAAUGAGAAGUUGGAGAAUGCGAGUAAUGUGGUAUCCAACAUUGGUGAACUAUCAGGGGUAAGAGAUGAAAAGUUGGGAGUUUAUGAAAAAACACACGCUGAAGUUUCAGUUUUCAGUCCAGAAAAUUCCAGUAAGUUUGAGAAACUGGUUCCCUCGUAUGAAACUGUGUCUACGACUCCUCUCCAGUCUGAAUCUGACCUGGAUGGUGAAGAAUACCAUGAAAAUUUUAAUGGUACAUAUAUCAAUGAGAAGCUGGAGAAUUUAAGUUAUGAGGAACCCAACCUUAGCAGACUAUCUGGGGUGAUGUAUGAGAAGUUAGGAGUUUCUGAACAAACACGUGGAGAAGUUCAAGUUCACAGCUCAGAAAAUUCUGGAAAGGUUGAGAGUCUAGCCGGUUCUGUGACUUCUCCACUAAUCCAAUAUAGCAGUGAUAGCGAACAAUACCAUGGGAUUUCCAAUGGUUCUCUUUUAAAUGGAAUGUUGGAGAGUUGUAAGGAUGACAACCUUGGCAAACGAUCAGGGUCAGAAAAUGAUAAUGUAGAGGUUUCUGAACAAACACAUGCUGAAGUUCAAGUUCACAGUCCAGAAAUUUCUGAAAAGGUGGCAUCUAUGACUCAUCCCAUGUUUGAUUCCAAAAUUGGUAUGACAGGAUCAAUUGAUUCUCCAUCACCAAGCAGUUCUCUUCCACUGUCAGAUAACUUCUUCAGAACCAGUAUUUGUCCAGAUCCACUAACAGCUUGUGCUUCUCUUAGUGGUGGAGAAGAUCGUCCACUAUCAUCAGCUGAUGCCGUGACUAGCAAUCCAGGUAAAUCUCAGAAUUCAAUAGGCAUGACAACUUCCCUUGAGGUACCAAAAACGUCUGAUUCUGAUGAAGUGAGUGUAGCAUUCAUGCCAUUUGAAAAAGGUUCUGUCAUAAACAAGUCAGAAACAACAGAAACGCUAUCAUCCAUUGUCGCUGAUGAAAUAUCAGAUGCAAACCCCUGUAGACAACUUUCAUUUGAAAAAGAUACUGUAGCAGGCAUGCCAGAAAUGACAGGAACACUAAUGUCUGCUGAUAUUGAUGAAGUAUCAACCAAAAUGAAUGGAUCCAUACAACAGAACUUAGAGUCCCCUGCAUUGGGAGGUAGGGGACUUUUGGUAAACUCCUUGCUUCCGUCUAAUGAUUUCAAGAAUGCUCUCACCAACACUGAAAGUGCAUCCGGUGAGCCAAUUCAGCCUAGCGUCAAAAGUAUAAGAUGCUCUGAAGUAAAGCCUGAGCAUGAGCGAGAUCUGAGCAACAUUGGAAGUGCUAAAAACUCUGGGAGCAUCGCACAGAAUGAUGGCAGCGAGAAGCCUGAGACAGCAGACACAAGCUCCAUUUGGGCAGCAAUUAAAUCUUUGCUUAAUGCUGUUGCUAAAUUUUGGACGGAAUAAAGUCUUGAGGCAAUAACAUUUAGGAACCUGUCGAGCCAAAAUGAUUGAUGUGAUCAAAAUUGAUCAUGGUCCAGGUCGAUUGGCAAGUUGAGUUUCUCGUGCAAUUGAAGCACUACUUUUUCCCCUUUUUUAUGUCUGAUCUUUUGUGUAAAUCAGUGUGAGCUGUGUUUGCUGAGGAUUUGAAAUUGAUAUUUGGGUAUUGAUCAUGCUGGAGGUGCAUGCAUUAGUGUUGUGAAGAUGCUAAAAGGUUUCUUAUUUGAGCUAUAUAGUAAAACUAGCGUAUCUUGGUGA
Messenger RNA from Asparagus officinalis (garden asparagus), 2427 nucleotides. RefSeq lists its product as uncharacterized. Lineage: Eukaryota; Viridiplantae; Streptophyta; Magnoliopsida; Asparagales; Asparagaceae. The coding region runs from base 163 to 2136 and encodes 657 amino acids. The transcript is spliced from 5 exons. The record is from RefSeq and is a predicted model, not a curated record.